GCCAUAUCAGGAAGAGAAGAACUCCUUAAAGCAAUCCUCGCGUCUGUUAGCAGUAACAAGCGGACAUCAUCGCGUACUCAAGUUCUUCAAGGAUUGCUGGAUUGUUGGCAAUCACCAUUGGAUAUUGAGAAGGGUGCGAAUGAAACUGCGAGAUUGUACGCGGAUUUGAUAUGGAGAACUCUGUGUCUUGAGACGGCCUACCAUGCUGCAGCCAUGGAAAAACCUUCUGUUGAUUUCAUGCUCUGCUUCUGGCAGUUAACCACCGAGGCUUGCAGGCAUGUCUCUUCUAUCUUGGAGGAUCACUUUGAAGGCUUAAAUUCAAAUUUCUUGAGCGUUCAACACCUCACCGAACAGGCAAUGAAGCUUAUUUCCUUGUCUGCAGGAGCUCUUCUAAGUUUAAUGGAAUCUCAGCCACUAUUGCCUGUCAAAGAAAUCGCCCAGCUGAUCCAAGAAUCAUUCAGAAUGAUGAAGUCAUCGUUUUUUUCCGUGAAG
This is a messenger RNA of Closterium sp. Naga37s-1, 492 nucleotides long. NCBI's taxonomy places the organism in Eukaryota, Viridiplantae, Streptophyta, Zygnematophyceae, Desmidiales, Closteriaceae. The record is from the annotation of a GenBank genome assembly.